Molecule: messenger RNA, 822 nt
Organism: Andrographis paniculata
Lineage: Eukaryota; Viridiplantae; Streptophyta; Magnoliopsida; Lamiales; Acanthaceae
Product: putative glycine-rich cell wall structural protein 1
Exons: 3
Coding region: 71-694 (207 amino acids)
Source: RefSeq, a predicted model, not a curated record
CCAUCUCCCUAUAAAUACACUGCACCCCCGCCAUUGAUGCCUCAUCCUUAAUUUCUCCAAGCUAUCCAAAAUGUCCAGAAGCAUUACCCUCUUUGCCUUUCUCCUUCUCCUCUCUUCGGCCGCAACUGCCGAACUCACUCAAGGUGAUGCAGUGAAGGAACCAGACCAAGGUCGGGGAGGUUACUGCCGUCGCCGGUAUUGCUGCGGCGGGUGGGACAGGUACGGACGGUGCAGGGAUUAUUGCUGCCGCCGGGAACUAGGAAAUGCAGACAAUGAAGCAGAGCCGGCCCAUUUUAUAGGUAGUGGAGUCUUUGGUUGGGGACACAGCGGAGGCGGCUGGGGUAAUAAUGGUGGUGGCCAAGGUGGUGGUGGCGGUGGUAGUGGACAAGGUGGAGGUAACUAUGGUGGUGGACAAGGCAGCGGAAGCCAAGGUGGAGGUAACUAUGGUGGUGGACAUGGUGGCGGAGGCCAAGGUGGCAGUGGUGGACAAGGCGGUGGAGGCCAAGGAGGUGGCGGCGGCGGCGGUGGUGGUGGCGGCGGCGGUGGCGGUGGACAUCAAGGCGGAGGAUGCAAUUACGGCUGCUGCGGAAAGUACAACGGAGGGUGCAAAUGUUGUGGAAGCGUGGCCGAGGCCAAAGCUUUCAAAGAAGCCGCCGAGGUUAAGGGCAACGCCGGCGAGCAAACCAAAACCUAAUGUUAAGUUAUUGUAUACAUGCAUCGCUAUGUCUCAAAAUAUUUAAAUACGCAUGUAAUAAAAAUGUGUAUGCCCUCGUACACAUUAACCUAUGGAAUAAUAAUAAUCGGGGGUUACAUUUUGAUAUC